AUUGAAGUUUAGUGACAGUUAAUGAAUAUGUAAAUGAGAUAAGAAUGCAUCAAUUAGUACGAGAUAUGGGAAGAGACAUUGUUCGUCGAGAAGCAGCUGUGGAUCCUGGAAAAUGUAGUAGACUUUGGCACCAUUCGGAUUCUUACAAUGUCCUAAGAGGAAAAAUAGUAAGUAACUAAGCAUGUUUUUAUUUAAUUUGAAUAUCAUGUCACCUUGUUCCUAUGUACAAAGUUUUCCUUUUUUCCCUUUCCGAUAAUGGUGAUGUCUGGGUUAGUUUGGCGCACCAAUGGGCGGCGGAGUUAAUGAAGUGGAAGGGGUUCAUCCGAACGCUCUUCCUCGAAAAUCAUAUUGAAUAAAAAUCAAUUUUUCUUAUGUAUAUAGUUGAAGCGGAAGGUGUGUUCAAGUUAGAGCCACUGGAAAAUGCUGAUGCUCAAGUGCUUGCCAACAUGGGAAUUUCAAAUUUGGAACCUACGAUGAAAAGUAUUGUGGUUUCUCUUGUAUUUGGGCGUGCGUACAAUGCUGGAAGAGUUAGAAAUGAAUACCCAAACUUUGUACAAGAUGACAUAUCAAGUUCAUUUUCGCUAUCGCCUAAGGAGUUCCCCCCUCAGAAUAUGUACAACCGUGGUGUUUUCUCUACAUUUUUGCCUGGCGAAAGCAUACCGAAUUGGUUCAGCUACAAGUUCACAGAUGCAACAGAUGUCUAUCGCGCCCUACAAGAUGUUGAUGGCCGCAAAGUACUAAAUGGUUUGAGCAUUUACUUUGUGUACAAAUGUCCUGAAACACACACCAACUUUGGCUUGUCCGAUGGACCAGCCAUUUGGAUAAGAAAUCAGACAAAAGAUUUGAAUUGGGCGCUUUACCCUCCUUGGUUUGGCCUGCCAGAAGAUCAUGAAAGUGGGAUGAUGUGGUUUAGUUAUUGGAAAGUUGAGAAUUUGUUUCAACAAGGAGAUGUCAUUCAGGUUAUGGGGUCUCCUCAGUUUGCUGAAUUUAAAGAACUUGGGUGUUAAAAUUUUCUACCUUGAUGAGCAAGCAGAGAAUUCUGAUUCUAAUGUGACUACUAAAGAUGACAACCCAUUUGAAGAUAUUCUGAGGAACUACUUCAGUGAUGAUGGACGUACUUACUACAUUUGCACUUGAGAUUUGUGUGUGGUUGUCGCAAGAGGCGGAGCUAGAAUACGAGUCAUGAUUUCGGCCCAACUCAAUAGUUUUGAUCUAAGAAAUUCAUUCAAUGUGUAUAAACUAGUCAAUAUACCUGCGCUUCGCGCGAUCCUAAAAAGUAUGUUUAAACUAUUCUAAAAACUAUUCUGUACAUAUGUCAUAACCAUAUUAUAAGUUAAACUUACACGUAAAUUCUUACCAACUCCAUCAUAAGAAAACUCGCCGGAACUCCUCAUAGAGUUACCAAAAUGGCUUUGUCCUUUCAAACCCCGGCCCAAAUAUGAAGAAUAGACUCUUUACCAAGAUUCUAAAGGCUGGAGAUGUGUUCGUUUUCCCAUUUGGUCUCAUUCAUUUUCAAUUGAAUAUUGGAAAGAUUAAAGCUGUUGCAAUGUCUGGACUCAGUAGUCAAAAUGCAGGUGUUAUCACUAUUGCUAAUGCAGUAUUUGGCUCAGAUCCACCAAUCAGUCCUUAUGUUCUCACAAAAGCAUUUCAAGUUGAAAAGAAAGUUGUGGAUUAUCUCCAAUCACAAUUCUGGUGGGACAACAAUUAAAAAGAUAUUUCAAAAUAUAUUGAUCUACAAAUAUUUAUAUUAUGUUUGCUUGUGUCACUUAAAUAAGUAAUCUUGCUGCGGUAGGAUUUCCUCUCCAUUUUAGUGUAAUGUAUUGGAUGAAGAUAUGUUAUGGCUUAUUAUGGAAUAAAAUUAAGUUUGUUGUGUG
This is a messenger RNA of Lycium ferocissimum, 1874 nucleotides long. RefSeq lists its product as uncharacterized. The transcript is spliced from 2 exons. The record is from RefSeq and is a predicted model, not a curated record. The coding region runs from base 372 to 1007 and encodes 211 amino acids. Lineage: Eukaryota; Viridiplantae; Streptophyta; Magnoliopsida; Solanales; Solanaceae.